AUGGAUGGUCAAAACUAUUACAGUGGUGUGAGUGGAGGCAGUGUAGGUAGCAAUGCUUAUCGAAAUUGGAUAAAACCGAGUAAUUCUCCAUCAGAACUAGCACCAUCAUUAACACAACCGCAGCAGCAGCGAAUUUACUAUCCAAUUAGUGUUGGCAAUGAUAUCAAAAAUAGUGCUAGUAAGAUCAGCGGUUGUAGUAAUAUGGGAUAUCAUCAAGAUUAUCAUCAUCUAAAUCAGCAGCAGUAUCUUAGCACAGAUAUCUAUCCUUUUAACUAUUACGGUUAUAACAAUUUUCUACCAAAGCAGCAGCAGUCAUCGGUUCCAUAUACUUCACCAGGUGUAAAACGUUCAUUUAGUGGUAGUGGUACCUUUCCAAAAAAAAAUUAUUACGAAUUUCCUCCAAAGAAAAGACAAAAACGUUACAACACAGUUGGCAAGACUGCAGCAAUGAUUCUAAACGAAUUGUACCCCGAUUUCAAAGACUAUUGUACUUACAAGACGGUAUAUAUUGAUUUUGACAUUAUAUUACGAGGAAAAACAUACUCAGCAGAGGGUUCAAAUAAGAAAGCUGCAAAACAACUUGCAUGUGAAUCAGCUUUAAAACAAUUACGACCUGACAUCAGAUUAGAUAAUCCAACAUCAGAAGAGAAGAAGACUGUGAAUUAUACUCAACAUACAAAAAAGUUGGAGUCUUAUUUUACAAAUUUUCAGGAAAACAUAAGAAAAGAGUAUAUCACUUGCAAUUCUCUUCACGACUUUUUUGCACGACUAUGUAGAGAUAAGGAACGAAUGAGCGGUGUUAAGUUUUCACCACAAUUUACUUUCACUGAAUUGACUCCUGGGGCUGAUUGCAAAACUCCAAGAAAAUUCAGGUGCGUAUUGUCUUUGCCUGAUCAGCGAAAAAGUUUCUCUUAUGAAGGCUAUGGAAAAUCUCCGACCAAAAAUGCCGUUAUUCGUAAAGCAUUGGUUGAUCUUUUUGACGUACCACAAGAAGAACUGAAAACGGUGGAACGUCGAACCAUGAAUUUAAAACCUGGAAAACCAAUGCAGGUUUUGACACAAGCGCUCAGUUUCUACGAUCGAACCAUGGAAGUGGAUGUGGUCACUGUUGACGGAAAACCCGUCCAAGGAAAUAGUCGAUUCCUAUGCCGUAUUACGCUCGACAAUAAUAAAACUAUUGUUGGUCCGGCUCACGAUACAAAGCAAAAAGCUAAAGAUUCUGCAUGCGAAAAGGUAUUGAAAGAGGAGCUGGAAAUAACUUGGCCGUUAGAAGAUGAAAGAUUAAAACGAAUUACAGAGAUUCUUUCUGCACCAUAUGCUUUGCAUCAGCUGAUGCUGAAACAAGACCGGAAAAAAAAACCAGAUAUAGUCUAUGAUGGACCGAAAAAUAUCAACGGACCAACAGAACCACCAUUAUUUAAAUGUAUCUUAGUAGUAAAUGGAACUGACAGAUUUGAAGGUACUGGACAAUCCAAGAAAACCGCCAAAAAUGCUGCAGCUGAGCAAGCUUUAAUGAAGUUGUUCAGGUUCAAUUUAUAUGCUGAAAAUGCAGUUGAGAUCCUAUCAUUGAAAGGGUCGAAAAACGAUGAAGAUCUGAAUUUUUGUUCUGAUAUAUGCUCUUUUGUUCGAAGAGAAUAUGAGACAUUAUGUCAUCAUCAAGCUUGUCCUAUAACUAGCUUUGUGUCAGGUUUCGUUUUAAUCACACCGAAUAAAGAAAAGCAGCUGGUUGCUUUUGGGACAGGACGUAAUGCUGUUAUUGGUGGCCAAGUUUUGAGGAAUGCACAAGGCAACGUCCUCAUUCAUAUGCAAAGCACUGUCUUAGCUCGUCGUGCACUACUCUUAUAUUUAUUCGGUCAGAUAAGGAACCACAAAACAAAAAAUAGUGUUGUUGAGCGUUGUCCAGCGUCAAAUAAAUUUCGUCUCAAGUGCGGCUACGAAAUUGUUCUUUACAUAUCAUUCCCCCCAAAUUUGCUCACUAAUGGUGAUGUGCAAAAAUUGUCGUGCUAUAUGGGAGGAGGUGGGUUGCAAACCCCACCGGAAAGCCGACAGACAUUUCAUGAGCUGGCAACUUCCGGACAUGUUUAUGUGAUGAGCUUAGCAGAUAAGAUGUUGAAAUGGAAUUGGCUUGGGCUACAAGGAGCCCUUCUCUCACAUCUUCUGGAACCCAUUUUCAUAAAAUAUCUUUGUAUUGGAACUCCGUGUAAUGAUGCAGCGGUCAUGCAAGCAGUGUUACUUCGAUUUGGUGUUAUGCCCAAAAAUGAAGUGAAAGUUAAAUCUUGUCAAACAAGUCUAGCGGGUCAUAAUGAAAUAUAUCAUAAUUGGGUUUCUGGAAUUGGAAGCAUUGAACGUUUGGAUCCAUUCACGGGUCGAACAGUAACCGGUUCACCAUCACGCCUGUGCAAAUCGGAAAUGUUUGAAAGUUGGGCUCAAGUUAUGGCAAUGGUUAACACUAGUGGGAGCAAACCAUUCUGGAAUUUUCUGGAAGCAAAACAAAACGAAGGAGUCUAUCAGCAAGCAUUGCAAACAUUCCAUAUGCGACUUUAUGAAAUUGGUUUGGGCAACUGGCAACGGAAAGAUUCACAAGUCGAUGGUUUUCAGUUGGCUUCUUUUGAUCAGUAA
Molecule: messenger RNA, 2619 nt
Organism: Thelazia callipaeda (thelaziosis nematode)
Lineage: Eukaryota; Metazoa; Nematoda; Chromadorea; Rhabditida; Thelaziidae
Source: the annotation of a GenBank genome assembly